Messenger RNA from Mesorhabditis spiculigera, 540 nucleotides. Lineage: Eukaryota; Metazoa; Nematoda; Chromadorea; Rhabditida; Rhabditidae. The record is from the annotation of a GenBank genome assembly.
AUGCGCCCGUUGACCGACGAGGAGUCCGAGGCCGUCUUCGCAAAAUUGGCCCAUUAUAUUGGGGACAACGUGCAGCUACUCGUCGAUCGAAGCGACGGCGAGUAUUGCUUCCGGCUACACAAAGAGCGCAUCUACUACUGCAGCGAGUUUUUACUCAAAAAGGCAUCCUGCAUCGCGCGCGAGCCCCUGCUCUCCUUUGGCACCUGUCUCGGCAAAUUCACAAAAUCCAAAAAGUUCCAUCUUCACAUCACCGCGCUCGACUACCUUGGGCCCUACUCGAAGUGGCGUGUGUGGCUGAAGCCGAACGCAGAGCAGCAAUUCCUCUACGGCAACAACGUACUCAAGUCUGGUAUCGCCCGCAUGACCGAGGGAACGCCGGCGCAUCAGGGCGUCGUCGUGUUCAGCAUGAAUGAUACGCCGCUUGGGUUCGGCGUGACAGCCAAGGGAACCGCAGAUUGCAAGCGCGCCGACCCGACGGCCAUCGUGCUCCUUCAUCAGGCCGACCUUGGCGAAUAUCUCCGAAACGAAAGCUUCCUCACC